Molecule: messenger RNA, 973 nt
Organism: Humulus lupulus (European hop)
Lineage: Eukaryota; Viridiplantae; Streptophyta; Magnoliopsida; Rosales; Cannabaceae
Product: ATP synthase subunit b', chloroplastic
Exons: 1
Coding region: 153-812 (219 amino acids)
Biological process (GO): proton motive force-driven ATP synthesis
Molecular function (GO): proton transmembrane transporter activity
Source: RefSeq, a predicted model, not a curated record
GUGGCAAAGGAAGAGAUAGCCUUUGUGUGAAAAUCCCAUACUCAGCUUCGUCCUUUUCCAAUCCAAAUCCCCACUCCCCUUAACCGGAUCACUCUUUCUCUCAAUCAAAUACAAACCCAUUACCAGAACAAUCAGACGCGAAGGAAUACUCCAUGGCCAACGUGAUCAUGGCCUCCUCCAAGCUCAUAUCCCCUCCCUCUAUAUCCUCCUCCGUUACCCCAACUUCCAGACCCAAAAUCUCACUCCAAGUCUCACUACCCAAAAUCCCGAAAAUCUCAAAGACCCAGUUGCAGUCCCUCUCGACCUCGGCUCUCAAAUCUCUCUCCCUGGCAGCAGCGACCUCUCUGGCUCUGGCGCCCCCAUCGCUGGCGGUGGAAAUCGAAAAGGCGGCGCUCUUCGACUUCAACUUGACUCUGCCCAUUAUAAUGGGGGAGUUUCUACUGCUGAUGGUGGCGUUGGACAAGAUCUACUUCACACCGCUGGGGAACUUCAUGGACGAGAGGGACUCAGCCAUUAAAGAGAAACUGGGCGGAGUGAAGGACACGUCGGAGGAGGUGAAGAAGCUGGAGGAGCAGGCGGCAGCAGUGAUGAAGGCGGCGAGGGCUGAGAUAUCGGCGGCGCUGAACAAGAUGAAGAAGGAGACACAGCUGGAAGUGGAGCAGAAGCUGGCGGAGGAGAAGAAGAAGUUGGAUACAGAGUUGCAGGAGGCGUUGGCCAAAUUGGAGCAGCAGAAGAUCGAGUCUAUCAAAUCUCUCGACUCCCAAAUCGCUAAUCUCAGUCAGGAUAUUGUCAAAAAGGUCCUUCCUCUUUGAUUUUUUUUUUAUUCCUUUUGAAAGGGCAAGAUUUAUAUUUGUAUGAUAAUAUUAUGGGAUGCAUGUAUUAAUAUGUAAUCAAAUCAGGGGAUAUAUUUAAAUUUUUUUUAAACAAUUUAAAAGCUUAGUUUUGAAAAAAAUAAAGGUCCAAAUUUUGUAAA